CAUUACUCGUUCGUGAUGGAUGAUAGUGACAUAGUUAUACUUGAUUUACCUGAGCAAAGGUCGAUGAAGUUAUUGUUUUCGGAAGACAGUGGGGUGAAUCAAUCCUAUGAGGCAAAAGCUCUGCUAAGCCCGUUGAAGGCAAAACUAACAAAAACAGCGAAAGUACUUAACGACGAGUUUUUUGGUGUAUACUGUUUGGUCAGUAGAAGCUCUCUCAGGCAAUAUAAGAAUCGGUGUUAUAUCGGUUUCACUGUGGAUCCAAAUCGACGUAUCCGACAGCAUAAUGCAGGUCGAGAGAAAGGAGGCGCAAGAAAAACAGAUAAUCGCGGGCCAUGGGAUAUGGUUUGUAUCAUCCACGACUUUCCAAACAGUAUUGCGGCUCUACGUUUCGAAUGGGCAUGGCAGAAUCCGGAUAAAUCACGUGUCAUUAAAGGUCUUAUUCCGAAAAAGACCAGGAAAGAGACGCCAUUUGCUUACAGGCUACGUAUUGCAUGUCAUUUGAUGAAUACUCGACCUUGGAAUAGUUUCGCACUAACAUUUCGCUGGUUACUACCGCUGGAAGAGCAGCCGUUUCCCGAGGAAGUUCCUCUUCCUCCACAUGUUCGCAAAAAGUACGGAUUGAUUGAAAAGUCAACCUGCCAGGUUCCGUUGGAGAGGGACUGUUAUGUUGAGAAAGGAAACUGUCGUCUCUGUGGCGAAGGAAUUCAUACGCUCAGUCAGCUUGUCCGAUGUCCUUCUGUCCUUUGUGCCGCACAUUAUCAUACGAGAUGCUUAGCUUUGGAUGGUUUAGAUGGUGAGCGGCAGCUGCUGUAUCCAGUUAAGGGCUAUUGUCCACAAUGUUCUCGAGCUUACCUGUGGGGUGACAUAAUCAAAGAUCAACGUAUGAUUAUACGUGUCGACGAAGCUCAGAAUAACGAUUUCCUUAAAGGUUUAGUUCCAAGGCUACUUAAUUAG
Angiostrongylus costaricensis is the source of this 954-nucleotide messenger RNA. NCBI's taxonomy places the organism in Eukaryota, Metazoa, Nematoda, Chromadorea, Rhabditida, Metastrongylidae. The record is from the annotation of a GenBank genome assembly.